Beta vulgaris subsp. vulgaris (sugar beet) is the source of this 1452-nucleotide messenger RNA. Its product is annotated as methyl-CpG-binding domain-containing protein 11. The transcript is spliced from 3 exons. Lineage: Eukaryota; Viridiplantae; Streptophyta; Magnoliopsida; Caryophyllales; Amaranthaceae. The record is from RefSeq and is a predicted model, not a curated record. The coding region runs from base 93 to 1058 and encodes 321 amino acids. Gene Ontology annotation, molecular function: DNA binding.
UCCUACAAAACACAGCUGCUGCACUCGUGAGAAGAGAGAGAAAAUAGAAAAAGGUUGAACUUGAGCGGGAAUUCUGUGAAAGCUUUGCGAAAAUGGCGUCCGAGUUAACGGAUAAGGCUAAAAUGGAGCAACAAACUGAUGCUCAAACUGAAGUUGAUGAAGCUGUUACCAUCGAACUUCCCGCUCCUCAAGGCUGGACUAAGAAGUUCACUCCCAAAAAGGGUGGAACUGGAACACCUCCUCGAAGGAAUGAGAUUGUGUUUGUUGCACCAACUGGUGAAGAGAUCAAGAGUAAGAGACAAUUGGAACAAUAUUUGAAAUCAAAUCCUGGUGGUCCUUCUUCCUCAGAGUUUGACUGGGGCACCGGUGAUACUCCACGGCGUUCUGCUAGAUUAACUAGCAAACCAAAAUUAACAGAAACACCAGAAAGUGGUUCUCCCAGAAAAAAACAGAAGAAAUCAAGGUCAAAAAAGGAAGAUGAGAAGGAAGAGACUGACGGAGGUGACUCUGCAGAAGAUGAAGCACCUGACAGUAAGACAGAGGAUGAUAAGACUGAGGACGAGAAAGAUGUGGAGAUGGAAGAUGCAGAAGCCACAAGAAACACCACUGAAGAUGGGAAAACUGAGGAAGCUAGUUUAGAUGCUGGUUCAACUAUAACUUCUGCUGAAAUUUUCGAGGAGAAAGCUGAUGAAGCUAAAGAACAGAAAGAAGCUGAUGGGGUAGGUCUUCCUGAUGAAAACCAAGUGCAUCCAGGCAAAAGUAAAUCCGAAGAGGUUCUGGUGCAGGAAAGUUCUCAAGUAUUAGAAGAGAAAGAGAAAGAAGAGCAACCUGAGAAACUCGCUAAGAAAGAAGAGCAACCCGAGGAUGUCGAAUGGGAAAUUAUAGUAGAACCUGUUAAAAAGCAUCCAGAAAAUAAAUCUGAAGCAGUUGGUAAACCAAAUGAUGCUGAAUUGCCAGGAGAUACCAAUAAUUCAAUGGAAGAGAAGCAAUUGGAAAAUAAAGAGGAGCCUGUGGCGAAACCAAAUGAAGCUUUGGUUCAGCCUGAGAUCAACCAGUGAGUACUGAUAGUACACCACAUGAACCUGGUUCAGCUCAUCCAAUUAGUUGAGAUUCAUCCCUUCUUUUAGUGAAUGUUCGUGUAUUGCCUAACUUUUUUUUGGACAGUUUAGUUAGUGUUGUAGACUUCUAGACAGCAGUUUUAGAUCCAAUGUUGUAAUAGUAAGGUGUUGAUACAGCAGUUUGACGGCUUCAGGGAAGGCUGUAUUGCCUGCCGCAGAAUUGUCAUAAUUAGGCCCGCAGUCGACUUCUGACAUGAUCCGCUACAGAUGUAAUCUCUUUGUUGUGACGCCAUUUUAUUCAUGUCUCUUUUGAACACUUACCAUUAGAUUAGAUAAACUGUAAGCCAUACUUCAUUCUCAUGUGAUUAGAAAUUUCAAUGUAUUUCUCAGUCUA